This is a messenger RNA of Arabidopsis arenosa, 1407 nucleotides long. The record is from the annotation of a GenBank genome assembly. Lineage: Eukaryota; Viridiplantae; Streptophyta; Magnoliopsida; Brassicales; Brassicaceae.
AUAAUGAUUGAGUUAUUUUUGUCUGCGAGGCAAUGGAUAAGAAAAACUAAACCGAAGCAACGACUUUGAAGAGUCAGUCAAUGGGAAGGAACUAAGAAAUCUCUCAUAAAUAAUAGAGAGAAGAAGAGAAAAGAUUCAUCACCACCAAAAAAUCAUCAAAGAAGUAAAGAAGAAGAACCUCUGCAUCGAUGGCGAUUUCCAAGCUCCAUCUUCUCUUUCUUCUCUCAGUCUUUCUCUCCCUUCAUCGUCCUGUUCUUUCCAACACCGAUGGAGAAAAACUUCUUUUUACAGUAUUCAACCAAUACAGAACAUCAGUAAACCUCAGAACCUUAACAGAGAACAAAAACGCAGAAUGUCUAGCAGAAGAAAUCGCAGACCAAUUAAAGAACCAACCCUGCACAAACACCACUGGCUCAGCUUCAGUCCCUGGAACAGAUCCUGGAAUCCCAAAUUUCCCUAACCUCCUCGCUAAGUGCCGCCUCAACACAAACGUAACCAGAGACGGUUCGAUAAUGCAAGUUUGUGCUCCUAAGCAUGAUACGACCCCUGACUUGAGCAGUUUCGGCGUUGUCUUACUUAAGAACUUGAAUGAGUCUAAGUUCACUGGAGUUGGUAUUGGUUCUGAUGAUAUUUGGCUUGUUGUCGUCCUCACUACAAACACACCAGCGGGUAGCUAUUCUCUGGCCACUAACUCAGGAGCUUUGUCAUUCGGAGUUAAUGGCCUUGUUUCUUCAAUCUUUCUCUCCUUUCAUCGUCUUGUUCUUUCCGACACCGCCGAUGAAGAAGAUGUUCUUCGUACAGGCAUCAACAAUUACAGAGCAGGACUAAACCUAACAACCUUAAUACAUAACGAAAACGCAGAAUGUCUUGCAGACGAAAUCGCAGACCAAUUCAAAAACCAACCUUGCACAAACACCACUGGCUCAUUCUCAGUUCCUGGAACCCAACCUGGAUUCCCAAACUUACCUAAGCUCCUCUCUAAAUGCCGCCUCAACCCUACCGUAACUAGAGACGGUGCGAUUUUGCCAGCUUGUGUUCCCAACCUUGAUCCAAGUCUUGUCUUGACCAAUUUCACACUGUCUCAGUACUCCAAAGACCUGAAUGAUUCUAAGUUCACUGGAAUUGGUAUUGGUUCUGAUGAUAACUGGAUUGUUGUCGUUCUCACUACUAGCACACCGGAGGGUAGCUAUUCUCCGGCCUCUAACUCGGGAGCUUUCUCGUUCGGAGUUAAUGGCCUUGUUUCUUCGAGUUUGAUGUUUCUUCUCUUUUGUUUCUUCAUGUUUUGAGUCCCAUUUUUGGGUUUUUUUUUUCCAUAUUUAAACGAGCUCAUUGUCUUUGUUUCUUAUUAUGUUGUUAUUAUGUGGUGAUUUGUAUGAAUUCAUAAGGCAUUAAAGAGAAGAUUAAUAU